This is a messenger RNA of Cordyceps fumosorosea ARSEF 2679, 903 nucleotides long. RefSeq names its product Metallopeptidase, catalytic domain protein. Gene Ontology annotation, molecular function: metallopeptidase activity. The record is from RefSeq and is a predicted model, not a curated record. NCBI's taxonomy places the organism in Eukaryota, Fungi, Ascomycota, Sordariomycetes, Hypocreales, Cordycipitaceae. Bases 1 to 903 code for a protein of 300 amino acids. The transcript has a single exon.
AUGCACUCCUCUGUCAUCACCUCCCUCGCCGCCGCGGCCCUCCUCCCCGCGGCGGCCGCCACGCUCGACAAGCCCGUCAUCAAGCCGCCCUUCCCCAACGGCGGCCUCGGCAGUCUCGGCCCGGACCUUAUGUCCUCGCUCCCCAUCGCCGCGCACACCACCACCGACUGGGACGCGGACCACCUGCCCCGCGACUGCAAAACCCUCGCCCAGGGCGCCGGCUUCUCUCCGCUCGACGUCUCCGCCUUUGACAUCCACUACGACGACUGCAAGGCGCAGCCGUGGGUGUUUUGCCGGCACAAGGACUCGCCGCUGAGCAAGACGGACAUGACGGAGCUGUUUGGGCGGCUGCCGGUGCGCAUGCGGCAGUUCAUCCGGCACAUCAUCGCGCUGCCGGGCCAGCGCUCGGCGGGCAGCGCGGGGGACAAUAUUCAGAUGAACGGCGACUGCGAGAUUACCGUGUUCAUCCACGAGACGGGCCACUCGCUGGACUCGCACGCGUUCGACCCGAAGCUGGGCGUGCCGUUUAGCAACGGCAAGGCCUGGACGGACGCCUACCAUAAGGACACGGCGGUGACGGAUGAUUAUGGGCGGACGUCGCAGCAGGAAAACUUUGCGCAGGAGACGGUGGUGUCGGUGUAUGAUAAGAACGUGGAGGGCGGGAUUGGUAAGAUCCAGCCGAAUGCGCAGGCGAUUCGAAACGCGUACACGACGCUGGAGACGUAUAUUGGGAACAUCAUCAUUCCCGGGGGUGAGUGCACGCACAGGCUGGAGAACAGCCCGUCGGUGCCAAAGGCGGACUCGGCGAGGACGCGCCUGGUGGCGAGGGCGGAGCCGGUGGGCGAGGGCCUGACGAGGAUCGAGCCGGUCCCGUUCGGACCGAUCCUUUCGGUUCGGUACUAA